This is a messenger RNA of Opisthorchis viverrini, 795 nucleotides long. RefSeq lists its product as hypothetical. The coding region runs from base 1 to 795 and encodes 264 amino acids. The record is from RefSeq and is a predicted model, not a curated record. Lineage: Eukaryota; Metazoa; Platyhelminthes; Trematoda; Opisthorchiida; Opisthorchiidae. The transcript has a single exon.
AUGCGACCACGUUCCAACGACACCGAUCAUGUGAGCCCAUUGGCAAAAUACCGGUAUACCAUGUCUUGCAUUCCAGUAAUACACAUUGAGCCCACCAACGCAGAUAAUGAUGAAGGCGUUCUCCAAACUGUCCAGCCCCAUCCCGGAUGGCUUUCUGUGCCAGAUAUGAAUUACACAGAUAAUGUGAGCCUCGACGCCAGUACAUUCUAUGGACUUCAAGAAGACCAGCAAGACCUACGGUCAAACGGUCCAACUUCAGACACGUUGUAUAUAACUACAAUCACGAAGGACAAAAAGACGAGCCUUAAAAGAGAAUUGGUGUGGGUUCAGAUUUAUCAAAGAAUAUCAUCCAUAGGAAGUCGUCUAAAUACGUGCCAACGAGAGAUCACCACAUACCUAAUGUUUUAUUCCUUUACACCCGGCGGGACGCCCACGAAGUGUGCUCCUGAACUAUGCUCACCUUUGAUUUGUUUGAAUCUGAAACAUUCCAAAAUGGUUCCGCUAGAUUCAAAACGCUUCAACAUCAUCACAAGAAACGGAGAGUGUUGUUUUGUACAGGCGGAAAUACCUCCAAAUACAGAUAUGAACUACUGGAUGGAAUUGCUCCAACCAAACGGUGACCGGAACGCACGUCGAAGGUGUUCCUCCGAGUACGUCCCAAUUAUACGAUCCGCACCGGGUUCCCCGGAACCCCGAAGAAAACAACCUUGUGGAUUAAAUGAGACCGGACCAAUCUUUUGUCUGGGUGGAUCUUCAGAUCCACUGAAUGAUAUUGAAGAAGCUGAAAAUGAAUAG